AUACACCUCAAUAUUUAUUAUUAUAAAUAAGAAAAAAAAGAGAUAAAAAAGGAAAACGCUCUCUCAAAUAUUGGCUCGCCAGUCGCCUCUCUUUCUCCUUCUUCUUCUUCAUUCUGUUGGCUGCUGCUGCUGCUUUGGUGGCGUGAUUUAGAAGCCACAACUCAAUUUCAUAUAAAGAAAAAAAAAGUGAGAUGGAUCCAGACGCAGUAGCCAAGGCCUUCGUCGAGCACUACUACUCCACAUUCGAUGCCAACCGGGCCGGUUUAGCCAAUCUCUACCAGGAAGGUUCCAUGUUGACCUUCGAAGGUCAAAAGAUCCAGGGCUCUCAGAGCAUCGUCGUUAAACUCACCAGCCUUCCUUUCCAGCAGUGCAAGCACAACAUCACCACCGUCGAUUGCCAGCCUUCCGGCUCCGGCGGCAUGCUCGUCUUCGUCAGCGGUAACCUCCAACUCGUUGGCGAGCAGCAUGCUCUCAAGUUCAGCCAGAUGUUUCAUUUGAUGCCAACGCCACAGGGAAGCUUUUAUGUGUUGAAUGACAUAUUCAGGUUGAACUACGCGUGAAGACGAUGAUUAAUCAAGGGAUGGGAAUACAAUGCCUGAGGAUUUAAAACACGUUUUGCCUAUUUUAGGCUCUAAUGAAAUUUGGAAUUUUGUUUUUUUGGGGGAUGAUUAUGUUUCGUGUUCCAUUAUGGUUUCCAUAUCUCUCCAUAUUUCAGGGACUGAUUGGUUCAGUUGGUCAAAGACGCUAUCCUGUGAAUUGGAUGUUUUGAUUGAGACUUAUUUCAGUUAUUUUCAAAUCAAAUGAAUCAUAGAUAUGUAUAUGCAAUUGUAUGCCCACUGUGAAUGUUUUUUCUGUUUCCUUGUAUUAUUUUCGUUUGAAAGGAUUGAAUCUUGUUCGUGCACAUAA
Messenger RNA from Gossypium arboreum, 906 nucleotides. Its product is annotated as nuclear transport factor 2A. Lineage: Eukaryota; Viridiplantae; Streptophyta; Magnoliopsida; Malvales; Malvaceae. The record is from RefSeq and is a predicted model, not a curated record. The transcript has 2 exons. The coding region runs from base 192 to 560 and encodes 122 amino acids. Gene Ontology annotation, cellular component: nuclear pore central transport channel. Gene Ontology annotation, biological process: nucleocytoplasmic transport.